AUGCCGCUUAAUCUGACGGCUGCGCAUUCGUCUCGCAUAAAGAAACCGACUUCAGCGGCUCGGCAGAAGGCCCCCUUUGCCUCCUUUCGGAGUACCAAGGCAGCUUCCACGCCGACUGCAGCUCAUAGCAAAGGCAAGAAGCUCAAAGCCAGCCUCCAGCAGACGGAGGAAAGUAAUAGAAGUGCCUUGAAAUAUAGUACCAGUAGCAGUUCUGCUGGUGGAGAUGUCCUGUUCGAUGAAGCACUGCCAGACCUGGGCCCUUCGAGGGCCGUCACAGAGUCCAUCGCCGUCACCAGCGUGACUCAGGCCAUCCAGCAUGUCCAAAGUACCAUGUUCAGUGCCAUUCCGGAAAGGAGGUCGGGCAUGAAUAGCGCGCGGAUAGCACAGAUCAUGGCGUUCAGAAAGUCGCUGCCUCCCAUCGUGUCGGUGGCGCAUGUACAUGUUCUGCUUGACAAACCUACAGAGGUCGAGAGAGAGAUUGUACAGCUGAUUGACUCGGCUGUCGUACGCAGGCUGCUUGUGACUGGCCGUGGAGACGGGACAUACGGGCUAGGCGACUGUCUUGUUCUGCUGGAUGACUGGGAAAAACUGGUUAGAGAUAGCACUUCUCUAGAUGAUGUGUUAAAAGAUCGCUUCAUCGAGGCCCUGCGGAAGGACACUAAAUCUCCUGCUGUCCCUGCUGGUUUCUUUUCGCCCGAAGAAACUGCUGCAUUGGUGCGUUCAGGCUUCCUGGUGACAGCCUCGUCACAUUCCAAAAGCGGCUAUAUUAAUGUAGGCCACUCGACGACUUCAGCGUCGACAGACCAUGGUGUCAACUUACCACGUGAAAGAGGGUCAACGAUGGUACUCUCUUUACCCAAUAUGGGCCCAUAUCUCCGGCUCCUCGGAUCCGCACGUACCCAGAUUCUAGAUACGCUGCGGAAAUCUCGAUAUAGCGAGGCACCCCUUUACCUGAUCCGUGACCGGUGGGACGGUUCUAUUGAGCUAAACUCCAGAGCCAGCAUCGCAAAGCACAUCCGCGGUGAGUUUGCAGGCGUCCUACCUGGCCGAACAAACAAAUGGAAGCAGCUUUACGGCUUGAACUUCCAGUGGGCACUUGAAGAGGCCCUGGGUGCGGGACUGAUUGAGAUCUUUAACACCGGAAGCGUAGGGCCGGGAGUACGGAGUGUAUGA
Nannizzia gypsea CBS 118893 is the source of this 1173-nucleotide messenger RNA. RefSeq lists its product as hypothetical. Gene Ontology annotation, biological process: positive regulation of Ras protein signal transduction; protein phosphorylation. Bases 1 to 1173 code for a protein of 390 amino acids. Gene Ontology annotation, molecular function: protein serine/threonine kinase activity. The transcript is spliced from 2 exons. NCBI's taxonomy places the organism in Eukaryota, Fungi, Ascomycota, Eurotiomycetes, Onygenales, Arthrodermataceae. The record is from RefSeq and is a predicted model, not a curated record.